Meira miltonrushii is the source of this 2844-nucleotide messenger RNA. RefSeq lists its product as uncharacterized. Lineage: Eukaryota; Fungi; Basidiomycota; Exobasidiomycetes; Exobasidiales; Brachybasidiaceae. Bases 387 to 2651 code for a protein of 754 amino acids. Gene Ontology annotation, biological process: regulation of fungal-type cell wall biogenesis. The transcript has a single exon. Gene Ontology annotation, cellular component: mating projection tip. The record is from RefSeq and is a predicted model, not a curated record.
CUCCAUUUAACUAAAUUGUGUGAGCAUUCAUAUCAUCUCUCCGGACACAUACCUUCUCCUCUUCUGUUUCACUUAGAGAGAAAGAGAUCCAACAACGAACAGCAUCGCAUCCAUCAUUUUUACGUCAUUCUUCACCGCAGGUCGAAAGAUAGGACGUUGGCGUUGAACAGGAGACGGAGUUCCGUUUAGCAAAAACACUCUAAAUUCAAAGGGGAUCUUUUAUCCCUUGCCAGCCAUCAAAGGGGUGACAAUUCAACCGGCGUGCCGAGGGUCAUUUCUGCAGAGUUAAGGUGAAAGAAUACCGAAUCUUGCAAACAAACAUUGUACCUUCUCAAGCCCUUUUCAGGAGAUCUCUACAAAUAGGAUAAAAGGACACCCUUUUCAUCAUGCCUUCCAGUUCUGGCAAUGGAGGAGGUCUUUUCUCUUCCAUCACAUCCCUCUUUAGUAGCGCAAACUUAGGAGAAGGUUCAUCAAGCUCCCCUUCAGGAGGCCCCUAUUCAGACAGAAAACGUUCUGUUGCAGGUUUACCAACAACCAUGCGACGCGGACCACCUCGCUCUCUUGACGACGACGAUCCUGCUUGGAGAUUGCCAUACGGUCAAUACGGUAACGAACCAAAUACAGCAACAUCAACAAACGGUAUCUAUCCACCUUCGUCUGCCAGUCCAUUAACUUCAAAUUUUAGCAAAGCAAAUUCAAGAAUGCUUCCUUCAAAUGGCGGUGAAUCAACCGCAACUUUGGUGCCCGGAGCCCAAUCUCGUAAUUCUUUAAGUCUUUCGACGAACGUCUCUAUCCCAUCAACUGCUUAUCCUCCGCUCAAACAUACAUGGAGACGCAUUCGAAGCUGGUGCAAUAAGAAUUACACCGAAUUAGCCGAUACUCUCAAUUGGCCUGCAACCGAAGCACAAUUAGAUGACUUGGAGCUCACAAUCGGCUUUGCAUUACCUCCUGCUGUUCGUGAUAGCUAUUUAUGUUAUGACGGGCAAGAACUUGAAUCAAAUCAAAGCUGCAGCGAUGGUUUGUUCUUCGGACUUCCGCUUUUGAGCCUCGAUCAGAUUGCAGAAGAAUGGAGAUUUUGGCGUAAUGUGGAUGAAGAUCCAUCGACAGGAGCCAAUCCAGAAGUUAAAGGCUGGAUGUGUAGCUGUCCAGCGGGCUGGGUAAGACCAGAAUAUUCUUGCCGAGGAUGGAUUCCUCUGAUCACCGAUCGUGUGGGCAAUUAUGUCGGUGUGGAUUUGAGCCCUAAUCCGGGUAAUGGUGGUUCUCCUGGACAAGUCAUCUUGUUUGGUCGUGAUUUCGAUACAAAGAUCGUCCUUUGGCGCGGUGAAGGUGAAGGAGGAUGGGGAAGAUUCUUACAAUACAUCGCUGAAGAAUUGGAAACAGGUGAAAUUUGGACUUUGGAGGAAGAGCACAGUAACGAUAGCAACGAUGAAGAAGAUGCGAUCGGCUAUGAAUCCUACUUCUCCGGAGGCGGUAGUGGUGCAGGUAGAGGUGGUGGCGAUCGCGGCGGAGAUGGUGCUGCUGGCUUCAAAUUGAAAGGGGAAUAUAAAGGCUGGCCUGUGCUAGAAGCUUGGGCAGAUCGCUCGAUGCGUUGUUGGGAAGAAAUUGGAAUGGCAGCCGGUCAACCAGCUUGGCGUUCUGAUCAUCAGCAACCACCGAGUGUCGUUCUUCCAGGCGAUCAACUCGAUGUGGAUGAAAACGGAGAAUCGUUCGAUGCCGAGAGCAGCUCAAAAGCUGCAAAUCGCUAUCAAGACGCUGGAAGCGGUUCCAAUUCAUCGUCUACAACUGCUAUUCAGGGCCCGUCAAAAUCCGAUCAGAGCCACCCACUUGAAUCUUCCAGUCCAAUUGCCACGCCAAGCACACCGAACUUAGACGAUGGUAAGAGAGUUUCAGAUACAUUAUCACCCCCGCCUAUGCAUACUCCUCGUUUCAGACAAAAGCAACGUGAAGAUCCUUCUAGCGAUAAUUUAAAGCAACAAUUACGGCCAAGACGACCUGUACCCGCUCCUGCUGCAUCUCUUGAUCUUCCUACGAUUGACGAUGUACGUGCUGCGCAUGCAGCUGCUAUGGCUUCUCAAUUAGGCAGCGGAGGAAAUUAUCAUUAUGAUAUGGAGAAUGGUGCACGGCCACCUGCUGGAAUGGGCGGCAUGGGUAUGGGCAUGGGAAUGCGAAACAAUGGCAGAGAUGAAGCAUAUCAUCAUGGAGCGCAACCAUAUGCUGUUCGUCGUAGCGAUGACGUACGUGUGAACUUGUCACGAGAUGAAGAUGGAGUGGAAUUAGACAAUCGCACAAGCACGGAAGGAUUAUAUUCUACUCAAAGGGAUAGCGAUUCAGCUUUGGUAAACUUACAAGAUUCCCAUAGAGGAUCCCAAACGAACGUAAACAAUUUGAGCGCGCCUUCAAGUGGUGCAGGUAGAACGUUAUUCGCUGCAUCUAGAAGUUCAGAAGCGGUUGAUAAUCUGAUUGAUGCAAGUUCAUCUUCUGACGUUUCUAUUCAGAUCGAAGGUACACGAGCAGCUGCCAAUCAACAUGGAGGAAAUACAAACAAUAUCCCAUCCGUUUCCAGUCCAUUGGCAAGUCAAGUGCCGAUCUUUGGAGGAACGACGAAUGAUUCAUUUACGGGUGAUGUGAACAAGCAACCUUUAACGGCCUAAGAUUGAAUUUUUAAAUAUGAAUUUUGUUUUAUCAUGAUAUUUUUUCACUACAUUCCAACUUCAGAACGUGGUAUUAUAUGUCUUUUUUUCUUUCUUCUUCUCCUUCUUCUUGUCUUUCGUAUUUACACACUCGUUUUCAUAGUCAUAUUCAUCAUAAUAUUCAAUUCUUAUUAAUCGAUACACAAAAGUACAG